UUCUUCUUCAUAAACCUCCAUGUUUUAAUUUGUUUGAAUUCUGUGGAUUUCUUUUGUUCGUUCCAGUUAGCUAUGUUUUUGGGUAGUCGUUGUCGAUCAUUACGUAUCCACUGGAAAACAGAAAUCAGGAAACCGAUUUCCAGAAUAUUUAUUACAUAAGUUCGAAUAUGAAAGGUAAAAUCUAGUUUUUGCCAGUAGAACGUAUAUUAUGUGAUCAAAAUCGAACCCAAAAUGACUUUUUUUUUUUUUUUUUUUCCAUUUAUACUUUUUCACACGAACGUGUGUAUAUAUGAGGUUAGCUUGUUUGGCGUAUUCAUCACUACAUAACCUUUGUCAUCAAAGUAUUUAUUAAUUUCCGAUAGCUCCUUUAACUGUUUUUAAUGAAUCCAUUAACUGAAAAAACCCUCUCCAUCAGUCAUUUGAGACUAUUUAUGCACUUGCCAUACUUUGUGUUUGUUCCAUGUUUCUUGAAAUGCUACGUCUAUAUGGCCUCAACCUUUACUUUUUGGAUAGCUGAUGUUGCUCUUAGGUUAGAUAAAUAUCUGUUAGGACUACAAAAAUACAAAAUGUUAUAUGUGACGUACAUUUCUUGAAAAAAUGCUUAAAACCAUUAAAUCGUGAGUAUUGCAAAUGAAACAAUUUCUUUAUCAUGAGUUAUGUGAUAAGAAAGGAAACUAAGAAGAGUAUCUGACAUGGCAAGUUGCUCCAUAUUUCUUACUGCCUUGUAUUUUCUUUUAAAUAACUUGGUCUUAUUUUCUUCUGGAGGUAAUGACAGAGAAUUAUAGAGCAGGGCUUGUAACUUGUGCUAAAGAAGAUAGAAUCAGUAUCUUACCUGAACACUUGAUAGACUCAAUCUUAGAGCGGGUCCCGCUUGAAGAGGCUGUAAGGACAAGCAUUUUAUCCAAAAAUUGGAGGUACAGAUGGACCACAAUGAGGGCGCUUGUUUUUGAUGAAUGCUUCUCCAGAAAAUUUGCAAAAAAUGGAGCUUUUGGUCGUAAUGGGUUUAUAAGGAUCAUAAACCAAGUCUUGUUCCUUCACAAGGGUCCUAUCUUGAAAUUUCAUCUCCAUAUACCAAACAUAGUUCUUGAUAGCUUCCAAGACAUUGAUCAAUGGAUGUCAUUCUUAUCAAGAAACGGUGUCAUGGAACUCAUCCUUACUAAUUUUAAUCGACGUUAUGAACUUCCUUCUUAUUUGUUUUCUUGUUUGGAGUUGACAAAACUGAAACUGCAAAACUGCUUCUUAAAGCCACCACCCAAGUUUGAAGGAUUUCUUAAUCUUGAAGAUCUUUAUCUCAGGAAUGUUGAUUUUGGGGCUAACUUGUGUGGACCUCAAAUCAGCUUGCCACAGCUAAAGAAGUUGUCCAUGUAUUCAUGCACAAAUGUAUCAAAUUUCAACAUCAAGGCUACAAGAAUCUGGAGUUUGGCUGUCUUCACUUGUCCAGGUGUCAUGUUGCUCCAGUUAUUGCAUAGUCCAUGCAUCACUCGUUUUGCUAUACGAGAUUUUGUUCAAGGGGAAAGAAUGAAUUUGGAAAGGGUGUUACGUAACUUGCCUGUAAUUGAAGCUUUAUAUAUCGAUGGUAGUUCUCUUAAGUUUUUAUCGGCAGAAAAUAUUCCAAAGUGGCUUCCACAUCCGGUUAAUAGCUUAAAGCAUUUGAGGUUGCGAAAUUUUGAAGUUGGUGAUUUGGAUCAACUUCAUGGUGCUCUUUGUUUGCUUCGAAACUCACCGAAUCUAAAAAGUUCUGUAAUACAAUUGUAUAUGGAGCCUCAAGUUGAUGUGGGACUAGCUUCGAAUCAUUUGGAUACUCCAAACUGCUUGGACUAUACAUUGAAACAAUUGCAGACUGUGGAGAUAAUAUCUUUAGAAGGAUCAGGACCAGAACUGCUUUUUAUAAAGCUUCUUCUUGCCCAUUCCCCUUCUCUCGAAAGUCUUACCAAUAGACCAAGUAGAGAUUCUGAUGUUCAAAAAAGAUUUGACAUUGCUAAAGAUGUUAUGCAGUUCCCUCGAGCAUCAACAAAUGCAAAAAUGUUCUACUUGGAUCUAGAACCAUAAUGGUAGGUGCAUCUGGGAAGAGAGACGUGCAAUGAUCAUAGCAAACAUCUAUGUUAAAGAACAAAGGGAAGCCGAAUCUGUUUGUGCUCCAAAUUAGAUUGGUUGAAACAGAAAUACUAAAAUCUAAUGUAGUUUAUUUAUAUUACUGAAGAUCCAAGUGCUGGUCGUCUGUAGGUUUUGAUUGGAAAAUGUUGGCCUUUAUUUAGAAAGAACUCCUGAUGUGGUUCUAGGUCGAUGGUCAUGACAUGGAUUUUGUGAUUUUGAGGCAUAAUUCCUGAAAGGCCAAUGAAAUCGUUCAUUAA
Messenger RNA from Lactuca sativa (garden lettuce), 2351 nucleotides. The record is from RefSeq and is a predicted model, not a curated record. NCBI's taxonomy places the organism in Eukaryota, Viridiplantae, Streptophyta, Magnoliopsida, Asterales, Asteraceae.